Megachile rotundata (alfalfa leafcutting bee) is the source of this 3873-nucleotide messenger RNA. RefSeq names its product zinc finger protein datilografo (gene dati). Gene Ontology annotation, molecular function: DNA-binding transcription activator activity, RNA polymerase II-specific; RNA polymerase II cis-regulatory region sequence-specific DNA binding. The record is from RefSeq and is a predicted model, not a curated record. Gene Ontology annotation, cellular component: nucleus. Lineage: Eukaryota; Metazoa; Arthropoda; Insecta; Hymenoptera; Megachilidae. Gene Ontology annotation, biological process: embryo development; regulation of transcription by RNA polymerase II.
UCCAGCAUGGCCCAAAGCCUGCACAGUCUGGCGCAAGCACAGCAGACGAUGUCGCAGGCCCCGAGUCCGUCGCUGGCUGUUCAGGCGGUCCAGGCGGCACAGGCGGCCCAGGCGCUCAACCAGAACUUGGGACAGGCGUUGACACAGGCCCUCACGCAGAACAUGCAACAGAACCUCGGGCAAACUUUGCAACACAAUCUCGCGCAAAGUCUCACGCCGAGUUUGUCGCCGCAACAACAACAACAGCUGCUCAAUCAGCCGCAAAAUCUUAGCCAAGCUAGUCAGAACCUGCAGCAGAACAUUCAGAGUCAGGCGCAAAACUUGUCGCAAACGCUGCAACAACAGGCGCAAAAUUUGACCCAGAACCUCGGUCAGAGUCUUAGCCAGCAGGCGCUGCAACAACAGGCGGCACAAAACCUCACGCAAAAUUUGCAGCAGCAGGCUCAGAAUCUGACGCAGAACCUGCAACAACAGGCGCUCAACAUGACCGGUGGCAUCGCUCAGAACGGUGCCCUCGCCGGGAUGAACAUGUCGACCAACCAGCAACAAAACUCUCAGAACUCGAUGCUGAGUCCGGGCGCUACCAGUCAGGACUCCCACGACACCAGCCUGACGGAGAAACUCGUCAACGAGCUGCAGUCUCGUGCCUCUGCGGCGGGACUUGGAGGUGCAGGAGGCGCCGGCGGAGGCGGAGGAAUGGGCAACAUCAGCGAACGCACCCUCGAGGAAUGCUGGUCCACCCUGCAACGAAUCUUCAUGCACAAGAGCGCGAUGCAGAUGCACGCGAGGGAGCUCGGCGCAGCGGGUGCACUGACGGCGAGGGCUAGCGGCGGCAUGGCGGGCGGAUUGGCAGCCCUGGCUCCGAUCGGCGUCGGACCGGGCGGUAUGAUCGCCGGCAACGAGGUAAAGCCACACCAGUGCCAGCAAUGCCUCAAGUCAUUCUCCAGCAACCACCAGCUCGUGCAGCACAUCAGGGUCCACACCGGCGAGAAACCGUACAAAUGCAGCUAUUGCGACCGCAGGUUCAAGCAGCUCAGUCAUGUACAGCAACAUACCCGCUUGCAUACGGGAGAACGACCGUACAAGUGCCAUCUACCGGAUUGCGGGCGGGCGUUCAUUCAGCUAUCGAAUUUGCAGCAACACCUUCGAAAUCACGACGCCCAGGUGGAACGGGCGAAGAACCGGCCGUUCCAUUGCAACAUCUGCGGCAAAGGCUUCGCCACAGAAUCCAGCCUUCGUACUCACACGUCGAAGGAGUUGCAACAGCGUGUUGUGUUCCAGCAACACGCCGCCUUGAUCGGCGGCCCGAACGCAACCAGCUGUCCCGUCUGCCACAAACUCUUUCUCGGUGGCGAAGCUCUUAUGGAGCACAUGAAGCACACCCACAAGGAUCCGAAUGCUUCCGGCGUUGCCAAAUUGAUGAUGAUGGUGGUGGUGGUGAUGAUAACGAUGAUGGAGGAGGUGGCUUUCGUUCCUUGGGAAGCUUUAUCCUGCUUAGCAUUGACCUUGAAAUUGUGUCGCCCUAUUGUUCCCUCCGCUGACUGCACAACCUCCGUUGUCGGGGUUUACAUAGCGAAGCGACGGACCGCCAACCACCCGUGUCCAGUGUGCGGAAAACACUACGUCAACGAGGGUAGUCUUAGGAAACACCUGGCCUGCCAUCCUGAGACCAGUCAACUUAGCACGAGCCUCAGGAUGUGGCCGUGCUCGGUGUGCCAAGCCGUCUUCACCCACGAGAGCGGUUUGUUGAGUCACAUGGAGCACAUGAGAAUGGACCCGAAGCAUCAGUUUGCGGCGCAAUACGUUUUAAGUCGCGCCGCCGCCGAGAGGCGGGAAAUGUCUGCAAGGAUUCUCCCUUCGCCUUCGAGGUCGACUGGAAUGUCGACAUUGAUGAUGAUGGUGGUGGUGGUGAUGAUAACGAUGAUGGAGGAGGUGGCUUUCGUUCCUUGGGAAGCUUUAUCCUGCUUAGCAUUGACCUUGAAAUUGUGUCGCCCUAUUGUUCCCUCCGCUGACUGCACAACCUCCGUUGUCGGGGUUUACAUAGCGAAGCGACGGACCGCCAACCACCCGUGUCCAGUGUGCGGAAAACACUACGUCAACGAGGGUAGUCUUAGGAAACACCUGGCCUGCCAUCCUGAGACCAGUCAACUUAGCACGAGCCUCAGGAUGUGGCCGUGCUCGGUGUGCCAAGCCGUCUUCACCCACGAGAGCGGUUUGUUGAGUCACAUGGAGCACAUGAGAAUGGACCCGAAGCAUCAGUUUGCGGCGCAAUACGUUUUAAGUCGCGCCGCCGCCGAGAGGCGGGAAAGAGAGAUCCUGGCAUCUUCGAGUUUAGGUGCGGGAUUGGGUGUGUUGGGAAGCCAAUCGGGCGGACCACAAAAUUUGCAACAACCACCGAUGUGCCCUUCGCCGUCGGCUCACUCGGACAGCAGCAGCGGAAACGGAAGACUAUCGUCGGCCGGUAGUGAACCUGGUACCGGUCUACUCAACAACAACAACAAUAACAACAACAACAACAUGGCGUCGCCGGGGCCGAGCGGCAACAAGCUGAGCGACAUGCUACGAGCGGGAAGCCAACCAGCCUCCGCGCAACAAUACCACGACGAGAUGCAGUCGCAACAGCAACGCAUGGCAGUAAUGGCCGCCGCAGUGUCAGCGGGUUUACAAAAUUCUGUAUCGCCGAAUUUGUCGCCGGUGGACAUGGCGUCCUUGGCGGCGGCGAUGAGAAUGGGAAACAACGGCGACAUGAGCGGUGGCGCGCAAGGAUCGACGGGACCUCAACAGCAAGGUGUGCAAGCAACCGGACCAGAACAGACGUUGAGAAUGCACCAAGCGGAAGCUCUGUUGCGUUCUCAGGCGGAAGCUGCGCUCAGACUGGCUGUAUCGCAAGCGGCAGCGGCAGCGGCCAGUUCCGCGGUUGGCGCAGACGUGAGACAUCACCUGGGCCAGCACAACGGUGGCAACGCCUCUGGAAUGCCUGGACAUCACACGAACCAACAGAUGUCUCAACAGGACACCUUACCGCCUGACCUCGGGGAAGCGCUGAGAUUACAAGAACAGCGACUGGAACAGGCCCUGAGGCUUCACGGUGAUCCUCGAGCUUUGAGUUUCACCAUUCAGCACGUGGUCAAUCAACAGAACAGUCAGCAACCAUGAAAAUUCAGUUACUACUGAGACGAGUGGACCCCUUGGACGUCGGAACAGUCGAACCUGCAGCAGCAGCAAGCUGAACGCCUCAAUCAGCCGUCCAUUCAAUCGGCCGAGCGUUCGGCGACGCUGAACGAUCAACAGCAGCAACAAGGUUCGUCUGGGAUCGGUCUUCAUUACCAUCAGCAGCAGCAGCAGCAGCAGCAGCAACAGCAGCAGCAACAGCAGCAGCAACAUCCUGAAGACCGUGGUGUCAAGAGGAAAGCCGACGACAUGAUCGGUAACUCUGACAACGUGUAAAGGACGACGUACACGGACGACGAACCGACGGAAACGUCGUUUAUCGUCUUGUACGUCGCGUCGAUUCGAACACAGGCGUCCAAGCGUGGUCACCCGCGAAAACACUAAUGUCUCAGCAGUAAGAAUGAAACGAAUCCUUUGGAGAGACCUCGAGAGUCAGUUUCGAGGCCUCUCGAAUUCUAUUUUCGCUCGUUCGACGCGCGACGGUCUCGAGAUCGUCGCGGGUCGACGAAUCCGUGAAUUUCUUCUCUCCGUGAACCAACGGGGCGAAUGAUCAGAGGUCAUACGUAUCUAGAAAUCCGUUAGACGGUGCGUGACCGCGGCAGCCGUGGCAACGGUCUUUUACCGACGCGUUUUCGCGCGUUGAUCGUGUUGUUCCUACUUCGGUCCUGGAUCUAGAGUUCCUAGAACGACGAUGCUCGCUGA